UUUUUUUCUAUGGCUUGUUUUGGAAAACGUCUAGGUUCUAGUGUAUUGGGACGAACAUUAGGAGAUUUAUUUACUCUUUACAAGAUGUCUAUCAAAUUGAAUUAAGGUCAUUUGAGUACCUGGAGCAUGACUGACAAAUUGUGUGAUAUGAAUAGAACUACGGCGAUGGAGGACCAAACGACAUAUUGUAAGAAACCAGGCAAAGAAGAACCACAACCAGUGAGGUCUGAAACAGGAGUAUCGGUAAACAUGGCAGAAAGUGAAGUUGGUAACUUAAAUGUCAGCGCUGUUGUUCACAGCAAAAAUGACUCUUUAUAAGAUGUCUAUCAAAUUGAAUUAAGGUCAUUUGAGUACCUGGAGCAUGACUGACAAAUUGUGUGAUAUGAAUAGAACUGCGGCGAUGGAGGACCAAACGACAUAUUGUAAGAAACCAGGCAAAGAAGAUCCACAACCAGUGAGGUCUGAAACAGGAGUAUCGGUAAACAUGGCAGAGAGUGAAGUUGGUAACUUAAAUGUCAGCGCUGUUGUUCACAGCAAAAAUGAUCCACAGUCAGAGACAACAGGAGCUAAAUUUCACAUGGAUAGUGGUGCUUCGAUCAACCAACUUAAUAUGACAAUUUACCAGCACACAUAUGGUCACCCUUCUGCUCUCACCGAAGUAGAACUUUUUAGGUGUCGUGAUGAUUUAAGAAGUUACUACAAAACAAAUUGCAAAAUCCGACUUCUUCCUUGGUUAAAGAGAGAUCCUCGCAACCGAUUGGAAAUGAAGGAUUUAUUCAUUAAUCUUUAUCUUUUAUAUGAAAUGCCAAAUGCUUUUGAUAUAGAAGUCCGCAUCAAUAAGUAUUCAGAUGUAUUUCCAUUAACGCCUGGAGAAGGGAUGCGGACCAUUAUUCGAGGAAAAGCCGGUGCAGGAAAAACAACCUUACUCGAAAAACUUGCACUAGAAUGGGCCGAGGGAAGCCUCCCACCUACCUACAGCGAUAAACCGCUAUUAUUUUUGUUAAAAAUGAAACAUAUUACAAGCAAUGAUACCUUGGUUGAUGCCGUCUUUCGUCAAGGACUAUUUGGACGUAAUAUUCAGAAACUCAAGUCUAAGCUUAACGUUUUUAUCGAGGAUAAUCCAAAGAAGAUUAUUCUACUGCUCGACGCAGUAGAUGAGUAUAGUGGGUAUGGCAGUAAUGGACAGCUUGACAGCAUCAUUCAUAACGAUUCAAUGAAGUGUGCUUUUGUUAUUGUGACGACCCGGCCGUGGAGAGCUUUUGAAAUUCUCGACAGGUCGCCAGACACGUACAGCAGUCGGAAUUAUGAAGUGAAGGGAUACUCUCAGGAGCAAGUUAGGGGAUAUGUAAGUCGUUUUUUUGAGAAGAAAUCUGAAAUGGGCGAGUGUUUGCUGAAGCAACUAAAAGAAACAGGUCUUGAUACAGGCAUUGCUACCAUACCGAUUAUGUGUAUGCUUAUAUGUGCUCUAUUUCGUAAACGUAAAUCUCUUCCCAAGACAAUGAGUAAGAUAUAUAAAGCGUUAUAUGAUUACUUUAUCCAACACUAUGAUGAAGACAAAAAUGACUCUACAAAAGUGUGUAAAAAUGAACAACUGGACACCUUUAAGAAACUCGGUAAACUUGCUUUCAGUGGCCUAAUGCAAAAUAAGUUGAUAUUUGAAAAAAACGAAUUUGUCGACGUCAAUCUAUUAAGUAAUGCAUAUAAGAUGGGACUGGUUUUACAAUCCAAUCCUAAUAUUAUGUCAGACAAUGAUGCAGAGACUAAAACACCGGUAUCGGAGGAAGGGGAAGAGAGCGAUUAUUACGAUUUUUUCCAUAAAACAUUCCAAGAAUGGUUUGGUGCACGAUACUUAGCAGAUAAAGAUAUCGUUGCAUUUAAACAUUUAUGUGAGCCUGUGUUUACUGACAUCAACUCGUGCCUUGACAAAGAACUGCUCCUUGUUUUUUUGAGUGGAGAAAACUGUAAGGUUGCAGGAUUGGUUACCAGUGAGCUCGUCCGUGUUUUGCUCAAUUGUCCAUAUUUAGGAGACUAUAAUGAAAACAAGUUAGCUUUACAGAAAACAAGGUCUAUGCAAGAGUUCAUUGAACUAGUUUUAAAGUGUAAUAGAGAGAGUCAAUCUCAAGGGUCUUUAAAUGAUUUACUAAACAAAGUAUUUGAGAAACAGUGCUGUGCGCGAUUUACAAACAUUACUACUAGUACCCUUCAAGCAAUAACAUAUAUGCUCAAGUUUGGAGGUGCGACAAACAACUGUGAAAGCCAGAACGAGUCUUCAAGCGCUGACUGCAUGUCUACUUUUAAAUUGCGUAUUGAAGACCUCAAGAUUAGCUGUUUUAGAGCAGAGACCAAUGGUGAUAUUGAUAAUUUGUGGGGAGAAUUCCAUGCAGUUGGUGAACAACACAAAGAAAAAUGUAAAAAUCUGUCUAUCCUACCCAAUUAUAAGCUUCAGUCGUAUUUAGAAGAGGUAAAGGACGAUUUGCCAGAGGGUGUACAACAUCUACCACUGGCUCACAAGCUUGCCUUCGCAGACACGUGCAAGUUUAUACAAAAAUGGAAGGGAGACUACACUUACAUGGGGUGUGUAGUAGAAAACAUAUGUUUCUCUGAAAUAACAAAUUUGACAAUUAACGGCAUAGAUAUGUCAGACCAUUGUGAGAUACUUUGUAAAAAUCUAGAAAACAUGAAAUCACUCAAGAAAGUGGAUCUGUGUUCUACGUCAUUGAAAGUGAUGCACUGCAGAUACAUUGGCAAAAUGCUAGAGUCGCUACCAUGCUUAUGUGUAUUGAAUCUUUACGAAAACAUGCUAGAAGAUGUACGUGAGAUCGUACAACGACUGGAAUACAUACGAUGCCUAACUAGAUUAGAUUUGGACGUCACCAAUCUGACGACAGAAAGCAUCGCUGCUCUUGCUCAGAAUCUAAAAUGGGUGAAAAAUCUGGAAAGAUUAUACAUACGUUCUAGUUCCUUGGAGAAUAGUGUGGUGGAUGAUUUAGUGAACGGCUUAAAUGAGAUUUGCGACCUUAGACGUCUGAGUAUUACGCUAGGAGACGAGCUGUCAUAUGAAAACAUUAACAUUCUUGUCAAAUGUUUAAGUAAGAUUAGAAACCUCGAGCUUGCAUACAUAGACGGUUUGUUUUCACCGAUGAUAAACAAAGUGUUUCAGUUGUUAGUUACAGAUCUUCUGCCACACCUAAAAAAGUUAAAAUCCUUACGGCUUCAAGGUAGAUAUGGCUUAUCUGUCAAGGAAACAAAGCGUUAUGGUAUAAGCAAUGCAACCGCUAAAUUGUUAGCUACAAAGCUCAAUACAGGUAGUCUUCCUAAUUUAAUGGUACUACGAUUGACCUAUUUAUGGAUAGAAGAGGAGGGACUAGAAGCAAUAAGCAGUGGGGUCAGACGUCGCAAACAAGAGAACAAGAGUUUUCAGUUUGAGUUGUACCCCAACGACAAUAAUUCUGUGUAUGUACCUCAAGCCGUUCUUUUAACUAAUCUGAACACUGACGCAAAGAAAGAUUGCAACGCUACAAAGGAACCCAGUUACUAAGUGGAGCUGUCACACCGUAGGGCCUCGGUUUUGACUAUCUUGGUUGAUUAUAUCUCUUCUAUUGUCUCUUCGGAGAGUUGGAUUAGGACUGAUAACAAAAGAGGAGGAAUAUGAAAUGAUUAGAAAUACAGGGUAUUUAACUUAGCCAAAGUCUGGAAUCUCACACCUGAUACAAGUGAGCUGAAGGCAAACGGACAUGGUCGCUAUGCCAGUCUUGGAUUUGGCACAAGAAAAUUCGAAGGCAGAGUUAUGACGGGAGUUCUGUAAUAACGGAUGAAAGGGUGGUAUUUAUCAUCAAAUUACGUACAACAGUCGGAUUCUAUUGUCGCAAACGCCAUUAGUUUACUGUUGACAAACUCACCCAGAUGGUGAAGGAUGCUGUCUCUGGAAAUGUCAAAAGCAUUUGAAUUUGGAACACUCGUAGAAUUGUUCAUUUUUUUUAUGAAACUGGGCAGAUGGGCAGAAGUAAUACAACGGAGAAUGUUCAAAGGACAAAGUUCAGGCAAGAAGAAUGUUAAGGCAAUGAGAAUGAUCGGACAAACUCAAACUUAAAAGAACUAUGGCCAGUGGGGUUAAGGCCAGGGUAAUCAACUAAGAGCAAAGUGGGGUUCAGAGGCCUAAAGCGUGCUUCUUUAAGUUAAAUUUACCUUAACGUCGACUCCGUCUUAGAAAGUACCAGGAUUAAUCACACCAGGAUUAAUCACCACGCUGUUUUUGUAUUU
Anneissia japonica is the source of this 4260-nucleotide messenger RNA. RefSeq names its product NLR family CARD domain-containing protein 4-like. The record is from RefSeq and is a predicted model, not a curated record. NCBI's taxonomy places the organism in Eukaryota, Metazoa, Echinodermata, Crinoidea, Comatulida, Comatulidae. Bases 362 to 3538 code for a protein of 1058 amino acids. The transcript is spliced from 9 exons.